Messenger RNA from Triticum dicoccoides, 1027 nucleotides. Its product is annotated as peroxiredoxin-2E-2, chloroplastic-like. Gene Ontology annotation, biological process: cell redox homeostasis; cellular response to oxidative stress; hydrogen peroxide catabolic process. Bases 107 to 787 code for a protein of 226 amino acids. Gene Ontology annotation, cellular component: cytoplasm. The transcript has a single exon. NCBI's taxonomy places the organism in Eukaryota, Viridiplantae, Streptophyta, Magnoliopsida, Poales, Poaceae. Gene Ontology annotation, molecular function: thioredoxin peroxidase activity. The record is from RefSeq and is a predicted model, not a curated record.
UCGCGCCCGGCCGUUCCUUCCAUCCAAAACCUAAACCCCACCCCCACGCUCUUCCCAAGGCCGAACAGAUAGCAUUUCCUCGAACACAUCGCCUCGUCCCUCCUCCAUGGCCACCGCGUCGCUCUCCGCUCUGUCCUCGGCGGCCGCCGCCGGCGGCAAGCGCUUCGUCAUCUCCUCCCCGUCGCUCUCCUUCGCCUCCCGCCGCAUCGCCGCCCCAGCCCGCCUCCGCGCCGCCGCCGUCCCGGGGGCGAGGAGAUUCGCGGCUUCCGCGGCAUCGGCAUCCACGGUCGUGGCCACCAUUGCGGUCGGCGACAAGCUGCCCGACGCCACGCUCUCCUACUUCGACCCGGCCGACGGCGAGCUCAAGACGGUGACUGUCGGGGAGCUGACUGCAGGGAAGAAGGUCGUGCUCUUCGCGGUCCCGGGCGCCUUCACCCCGACCUGCUCGCAGAAGCACCUGCCAGGGUUCAUCGAGAAGGCGGGCGAACUCCGGGCCAAGGGGGUGGACACCGUGGCGUGCGUCUCGGUGAACGACGCCUUCGUGAUGAAGGCGUGGAAGGAGAGCCUCGGCCUCGGCAAAGACGUGCAGCUGCUGUCGGACGGCAACAUCGAGCUCACCCGCGCGCUCGGCGUGGAGAUGGACCUCUCUGACAAGCCCAUGGGGCUCGGCGUGCGGUCCCGCCGCUACGCGCUCCUGGCAGACGACGGCGUCGUCAAGGUGCUCAACCUGGAGGAGGGCGGCGCCUUCACCACCAGCAGCGCCGAGGAGAUGCUCAAGGCGCUCUGAGCCGCGCCUGCUCUGCUCCUUGCCUGAGUCGUGUCUAGUGCUCCGGAGUAGUGAAUAAUAAUCCGACGAACUGUUGCUCGUGUGAGUGUCCUUCGAUGCGUCGACAUCGUGGAGAGGAUUUUGUUUUGUUUUGUUGAGAAUUGCGUGCUGUCCAUGUGCUCGAUGAAAUGACUUGAAUUUUUCAAGGCGUCGUACUUGUUCUUAGCAUUGUCAGUGGUAAAGCCUUUGCUGAGAUGUUUA